ACAAUUUAAGAUAUUCUGCUGUUCUGUUGUUGGUUUGGGAGCGUUGUGCCUUUGUCGUAAGCAUAUUUAUUUAUUUAAUUCAGUUUGGGCUUGAAGUUGCUAUCGACGAGACGUACGAGUAUUUGAUGGAGCUUUUAGCUCCAAUAUCCAACAUUUCAAACAAAAGAAUGUGCUGAAAAGGCAAUCCGCAGCGCAACUGUAGGUGCUUUGCUUGCUACGCUUCCGUAUAUCAAUAACUAAUACAUAGCUUCAAACAGCGCUGGGUCGUUCCGUCGCGUGUGUGCGUGCUCGCAAAAUUAAGUCAUACUAUGCUUGUGCUAUAAAUAACAGAUAAAACGACAACAAAAUAAAUUGCAAAUGGAAAUGUGUAUAUUGAAUUGAACCAACAGGAAAUCAGUGCUUGGGGGAUUGAGUUUUUCACCACCCUUCCCAGAGACAAGUUUAAGAAAAAACAAAACAAGAAAUAAAAUCUCUCAAAACUGUUAUUAUGUGCGUAUGCAUUUAUAUGAAUGUUUAGUGUAAAAACAGAGCGAAACAUUCAGGUAAACAGCAGAGACACCGGUAAAAAGCGGCGUGUAACCUUGAAACGCGCAUCAACUAUCAAAUCAGCUUGCUCCAUAUGUGAACUUUGCAUGUGUACAUAUAUACCUACUCAUGUCUGUGUGAAGGGCAGUCAAGAUUGUAUGCAAAAUUAUAAUACAAAGUUGUUAUUGAAGCGUGAAGCUUAAACUCCAUUCCACCUACUGAUUCACACGCCAAAGAGCACAUUCGUUGUACUUUUUGCGACAACACCCAAUUCACUAUUUGCGUUCGUUUUGUGAGCGACGCUAUUGAAUAUUAAAUAAAAAGUGUUGGUUGAAAGCGAAAACCAUAAAAUAUGGCUAGUAAGUGCACAAUAACAUUUGACAACAAUCCCAUGGGGGUUUACUAUGCCGGUCAGACGGUUUCCGGCGUUGCGGAGCUAGUAACAACAAGGCCGAAAACGAUCAGAUCUAUUUAUAUUAGCGUCUGCGGUCAUGCCGAAACCCGCUGGACGGAAAAUGUAACUAAGCAAGACACCGAGGGCAAGCCGCAGAAGACGAUCGAGACAUUUUCCGCUUCUGAAUUGUACUACAGCACAGAGAGUCAUGUUUAUGGACAAAGUGGUGGUGCGCAAAUUGAAUUACCACCUGGAAAGUAUGCAUUCCCCUUCCAUGCAACCAUUCCACCGAAUGCGCCGACAUCCUUCAAUGGCUCGUGGGGUCAGAUCCAGCAUGAAGUCGCUCUAGUGAUUGAUCGGGUCAUGCGCUAUGACAACAAGUUCAAGCAGGGCUACACAGUGAUAUCGCCAUAUGACUUAAAUCUCAACCCCGAGCAUAUGAAACCAUUGCAAAAGAUCGAAGAGAAAACAUUUUGCUGGAGUUUGUGUUGUGGUGCCAAAGGUCCAAUGGUCAUGCAUGUAAAGGUGCCUUUCUCCGCUUAUGCACCCGGACAGAAGAUACGAUUCAACGUCGUGCUGGACAACCAGUCUGAUGUGCACUGUUCCGAUGUGAAAGUACGUCUUAUGAAGAAGGUUACCUUCACAAGCCGUAAUCCCGAGGCAAAACGUCAGGUGGUGGAGGUGAAAGUUGCUGAUAAUCACUGUGGUGAGGUUGUCAAGAAUAAUAAAGCGGAAUUCAAUGAGUAUUUACAAAUACCCUCGACCACGCCCACCUCACUGGAGAAUUGUAGUCUCAUUAAAGUGAGUUAUACCAUAAAAUUUAUAGCCAAAGUUUCGCGCAUCCAUGGUGAUCUGGUAAUAGAGUUUCCAUUGACUAUCGGCACUGUGCCAUUAUACGCUAGUGCCAAUGAUCAAGGCCCGGUUACGACGCAACCAGGCACUGGACCAGCCUACAAACCAUUACCGCCACCUAUGUUCGAAGAGGAUAUACGUAGCGAACAAUUUGAAGAUAACACAUUCCGUCCACGUUAUCCUAUCUUCCUAAGCGAUGCCGCUUUGCCAACGGGAAAUAAUGGAGCCAAUAACCAACCACUACCACCAUCUAAUGGCAUUUACCCAUCCAAUAUAACUCCAGCGCCAGCUCCUUCUAUGCCGGUGCCUUCCACACCUCCGCAAAACAACUCUAUACCAUCACAUAACUACACACCAUCACCAGCAUCUUUACCAACUCAGCCCGUAUUUCCAGCUUCGCCUACUCCUUCUGCACCAGCUUUAAAUAGCGCCAAUGUGAGCCCUAAGCCUAGCUCGUCCUCUGCUGGUAAUAAUGUAGAAGUGCUCGGCUUUAGUUUGCCGCCAGAUUAUGAGCCUACACCAGCUCCAGCUCCCGGAUCAAAGCCUGGAAUUGGUUGGAAAUAAACUUCAUGCGUGAUUUAAACAAAUACAUUAUAUUUUGUAUGAGAAAACUACGAUCAUAAAUUUUAUUUUAUUAAA
Ceratitis capitata (Mediterranean fruit fly) is the source of this 2410-nucleotide messenger RNA. RefSeq names its product arrestin domain-containing protein 3. The coding region runs from base 878 to 2335 and encodes 485 amino acids. The transcript is spliced from 4 exons. The record is from RefSeq and is a predicted model, not a curated record. Gene Ontology annotation, biological process: protein transport. Lineage: Eukaryota; Metazoa; Arthropoda; Insecta; Diptera; Tephritidae. Gene Ontology annotation, cellular component: cytoplasm.